UUGCUUGGGGGUGAUGGUGGUGGUGGUGGUGGUGGAAGGGAGGGGUGGAUGGAUUUUAAGACAUCUCGGUGUUUGAUUUCUCAGUCUCUCUCCUCCUCGUUCUCAGGAGUUAGAAGCAGCUCUUCACAGAGAUGACGCAGAGUUCAUCAGUGACCUAAUUGCCUGCCUGCUUCAGGGCUGCUAUCAACGAAGGGAUAUCACGCCCCAGACGUUCCACAGCUACCUGGAGGACAUCAUCAACUACCGCUGGGAGCUUGAAGAAGGGAAACCCAAUCCUCUGAGAGAAGCCAGUUUCCAGGAGCUGCCUCUCCGUACUCGUGUGGAGAUCCUGCACCGCCUCUGUGAUUAUCGGUUGGAUGCGGAUGACGUCUUCGAUCUUCUCAAGGGUCUGGAUGCAGACAGUCUCCGCGUGGAACCAUUGGGUGAGGACAAUUCCGGGGCACUCUAUUGGUAUUUCUAUGGAACGCGAAUGUACAAGGAGGACCCAGUACAAGGAAGAUCCAGCGGAGAGCUCUCUUUGAGCAGGGAAAGUGAAGGACAAAAGAAUGUCUCAGGUGUUCCUGGGAAAACAGGAAAAAGAAGAGGAAGACCCCCAAAACGGAAGAAACUCCAGGAAGAGAUUACAGUGAGUGAAAAGCAGGAAGAAAACUCCUUGGUGUCUGAGCCACAGACAAGAAAUGGGUCCCAAGGGCCAGGUCAAGGCACUUGGUGGCUCCUGUGCCAAACAGAAGAAGAAUGGAGACAGGUCACAGAGAGUUUUCGCGAGAGGACCUCCCUUCGAGAACGGCAGCUCUAUAAGCUCCUCAGUGAGGACUUCCUGCCUGAGAUAUGCAACAUGAUUGCCCAGAAGGGAAAGCGUCCACAGCGCGCAAAGGCAGAGUUGCAACCUAGGUGGAUGUCUGACCACCUGUCCAUCAAAUCCCUCAAGCGAGAGGAGACCCCUGUGCUUACCAGAAUAGAAAAACAGAAGCGCAAAGAGGAGGAGGAAGAACGGCAAAUUCUUCUAGCAGUGCAGAAGAAGGAGCAGGAGCAGAUGCUAAAGGAAGAGAGGAAACGAGAAUUGGAAGAGAAAGUUAAGGCAGUGGAAGAUCGAGCUAAGAGGAGAAAGCUCAGGGAAGAAAGGGCAUGGCUGCUGGCCCAAGGGAAGGAGCUCCCCCCAGAACUUUCCCAUCUGGACCCUAAUUCCCCCAUGAGGGAAGAAAAAAGGACUAAAGACCUCUUUGAGUUGGACGAUGAUUUCACUGCCAUGUAUAAAGUUCUAGAUGUGGUAAAGGCUCACAAGGAUUCCUGGCCCUUUUUGGAACCUGUGGAUGAAUCAUAUGCCCCAAACUACUACCAGAUUAUUAAGGUCCCCAUGGAUAUCUCAAGCAUGGAGAAGAAACUGAAUGGAGGUGUAUACUGUACCAAGGAGGAAUUUAUAAAUGACAUGAAGACUAUGUUCAGGAACUGUCGAAAAUAUAAUGGAGAAAGUAGUGAGUAUACCAAGAUGUCUGAUAAUUUAGAGAGGUGUUUCCAUCGGGCAAUGAUGAAGCAUUUUCCGGGCGAAGAUGGAGACACAGAUGAAGAAUUUUGGAUCAGAGAGGAUGAAAGGCGGGAGAAGAGACGGAAUCGGGCUGGGCGAAGUGGCGGAAGCCAUGUUUGGACCCGCUCCAGGGACUCGGAAGGGCCCAGCCGGAAACAGCAGCCUGUGGAAAACGGAGGAAAGUCAUUGCCACCCGCACGCCGAGCUUCCUCUUCUGGGGAUGAUCAGAGCAGCAGUUCCUCACAGUUCCCCCAGGAUGUGGGCACCUCCAAUGGCCGAGGCUUUUCUCGUCCCCUCUAUUACGGUGGGAUGCCCAACCAGACACCCCUUUUAAACCAGAUGAGGCCAGCAGUACCAGGAGCAUUUGGCCCUCUUCGAGGAUCAGACCCUGCCACCUUCUAUGUGUCCUCAAGAGUCCCAGAGCCACACCCUGGAGAGCCGGGACAGCAGCAGCAACCUUUUGCCCUGCGGCCUCCAGUUGGAAUUAACAACCACCGAGGACCCAGGCUAGGCACACCCGAAGAGAAGCGAGUGUGUGGGGGGCUGGUGCAGCUUGCUAACAUGGGAUCACACCCUGGAUCCUUGCAGCUUGGGCACAUGAGUGGCCCCAGUCAGGAUGGAAACAUGUAUCCCCCAACUCAGUUCCAGCCAGGAUUUAUCCCUCCCAGGCAUGAUGGGGCUCCAGCCCGACCCCCAGACUUUCCUGAAAGCUCAGAAAUUCCUCCUAGCCACAUGUACCGAUCAUACAAAUACCUGAAUCGAGUACACCCUGCUGUCUGGAAUGGGAACCAUGGUGCUACAAACCCAGGACCCUUGGGGCCAGAUGAGAAGCCCCCCAUGGGGCCAGGACCCUCUCGCCAGCCUCAUACUCUUGGUCACAUGAUGGAUUCCCGAGUGAUGAGACCACCUCUUCCCCCAAACCAGUGGACUGAACAGCCAAGCUUUCUACCUCAUGAAAUUCCUUCUUCAGGGUAUAUGCGACCACCCUGUAAAUCUGGUGGACAUCGGUUACAGCCACCUCCAGCCCCAGCACCCAGUUCUCUUUUUGGAGCUCCCUCCCAGGCCCUGCGGGGGGUGCAGGGAGGGGCCUCCAUGAUGGACAGCCCAGAGAUGAUCGCCAUGCAGCAGCUGUCCUCCCGUGUUUGCCCACCAGGUGUGCCUUACCACCCCCAACAGCCUGCUCCCCCGCACGUACCUGGCCCUUUCCCACCAGCUGCUCACUCAGCAUCAGUAAGUGUGUCUGCCCCCAAGCCUGCCUUGGGGAACCCUGGGAGGACGCAGGAUGACAGUGAGACACAAGAACCUGAGAAUGACCAAGAUCCCUUGCCUGGGCUUGAGGAGAAAUCACCAAGUGUUGGUGCUUCAGAGGGGCUGUACCUCAAACAACUACCUCACCUCACGCCUCCCCUGCAGACCGACUGUACUGGGCAGAGCUCUCCACAAGAAAGGGAAACAGAGGGCCCAGAGCUCAAAAGCGACUCCUCAGAAUCUGGAGACAACUGUAAAGCAACAAAAAGCAAGAGUCCCUGGCCCUCAGAGAGCAGCUAUGCCAGUACAGCAGCCCAAGGGUGUAUGAGAGACCUCUCCGCUCUGGCAGAGAGAGGGGCUCUACCCGAAAACGGAGUGAUUGUUGAAGCAUCCCCUUGUGCGUCAGAGGGGAAAGGCCUCAGUGGUAGUGGUUCAGAAAAGCCACUCUGCCCCAGAGGCAGAACACUGCAGGAAACCAUGCCGUGUCCAGGACAGACCCCAGCUGCGCCUCCCAGCACAGACCCCAAUUUGCUGGGAAGCACUGUAAGCCAGUUUUCUCCCUUGUACGUGCCUGGCCUGGAAUACCCAGGUUCAGCUGCACAUUACCACGUCACUCCAGGCCUGCAGGGCUUGGGCCAUGUGAUGGGAGCUAAACCCUCAGUCUCACAUCCUCAGCAUUUCCCCCCCAGGGGUUUUCAGUCUAACAACCCGCAUUCUGGGGUCUUUCCUCGGUAUCGCCCCCACCAAGGAAUGAGGUAUUCCUACCAGCCACCGCCUCAGCCUUCCUAUCAUCACUAUCAGCGAACUCCUUAUUAUACUUGUCCACAGGGUUUUUCCGACUGGCAGAGACAUAUCCAUCCCCCGGGAAGCCCAAGUGGGCCCCCACGUAGUCAGCCUUCCCUGCCAAGACCCCUCUUCUCAGAUAAGAGCGCCAUGGCUAAUCUCCAAGGCUGUGAGACACUGACUGCUGCCUUAACUUCCCAGACCCGAAUGGAGGCGGUGGCUGCCAAGGUGGUCACAGCUGAUGGGCAGAAUCCUGCUGCAGAGGAAGAGAAGCUGGAUGAGUCUGUGGAGAGGCCAGAGAGUCCCAAAGAAUUUUUAGACCUGGACAACCAUAAUGCAGCUACCAAGCGACAGAGUUCACUGUCAGCCAGUGAAUAUCUCUACGGAACUCCUCCUCCACCUCUGAGUUCAGGGAUGGGGUUUGGUUCAUCUGCUUUCCCACCCCAUGGAGUGAUGCUACAAACGGGACCUCCUUAUACCCCUCAGCGGCCAGCCAGUCAUUUCCAGCCCAGGGCUUACUCUUCCCCUGUGGCUGCUCCUCCCGCUCACCACCCAGUGGCAGCCCAGCUCAACGGCCUCUCUCAGGAGGGCCCCAUCUAUCACUGCCAAGAAGAGGGCCUGGGUCACUUUCAAGCAGUAAUGAUGGAACACAUUGGCACUGGAAGUGGAAUAAGGGGACAUUUCCAGGAAAUGUACAGACCGUCAGGAAUGCAAAUGCUUCCGGUCCAGGCGCAUGCCUCGUUCCCAAAGACCCCAGCACCAGCAACAUCGCAGGAAGAGCUGCCGCCACAUAAGCCCCCAACACUGCCCCUUGAUCAGAGCUAGUCCAAGGAGGAAAUAACCCCCAAGGAAACGGAAAGCUGCACAUGAAGACUGGAACAAGGAGAGUUUGGGAGAACGACCUCCCCCGUCACUGUUCCUGACACCCUGCUGCACCCUUCACCGUGCAUAACUUCAUGCUGUCCCAUUGCUGGAGCAGUUCCUGAGCCCUGGAAGCACACUCCUUUGAUAACGAACACACCGCUGCCGAGGUCCUGGGUCAGGGAUCUCUUGCAUGGCUGAUAGUAGAGAACAAAUGAACUGGAACUAGUGAUGGCUUUUCCGAGUCCCGAGACUCUUGUUCAGGGAAAAUCAUCUUAAACGUGGUGGGGGGGCAUACUUAAGAAUGGAGUGGUGCUUGUAAACCUUCAUGAGCAGCUAAACUCAGGUAUAUAUUUGGGGAAGGGACUACUUGUAGUAUUAAUAAUGUGUUUGGAGCUGGGUCCAGUUUACAGAAUUUUCAUGUUGCCUUUUAAAAUAAUUUUUGUUGUUGGUGGUGAAUGUAUUGUAUGUCAAGUGGG
Molecule: messenger RNA, 4893 nt
Organism: Ceratotherium simum simum (southern white rhinoceros)
Lineage: Eukaryota; Metazoa; Chordata; Mammalia; Perissodactyla; Rhinocerotidae
Source: RefSeq, a predicted model, not a curated record